AGCACCAAAAGCAAAGAUUGACAGUCAACAAACUGAAACAAGUUCUUCAAUAUCAGGUUCACACCACAUGUAAGAGCUAGUUCACAUACGCUUCUAGCUUGUGUGAGCUAGCUAGUUAUUCUACAGCAAAUGUGAGUCUACUCAGUGUCCGAGGAAAGACAGAUAUGUUAAAUAUCGGAGGUGUAACUAAAGCAGAGGACAGACAUGGAAACCUCCGUUAUGUCAGCGCUGAACAGACCCGUGGCGGAGCUGACGGUUAUGGAUGUCUACGACAUAGCUGCGGUGCUCGGACAGGAGUUUGAGCGGGUCAUUGACAGGUUUGGGUGCGAGUCUCUGGUCGGGGUGGUGCCCAAAGUGGUGCGGGUCCUGGAGCUGCUGGAGGCCCUGGUGAGCAGCGGACCCACCGGACAAGAGGCCGACGAGCUACGGAGGGAGCUGGAUAGGCUGCGGCAGGAGCGGAGCGACAGAUACGAGCAGGAGAGGAAGCACCAGAAGGAGUUGGAGUUGGUGGAGGAUGUAUGGCGAGGAGAAGUCCAGGAUCUGCUCUCUCAAAUCACCCAGCUUCAGGCCGAGAACAAGGGGCUGUUAGUAAGCCUCUCUCUCAAAGAGUCCCCUGUCACAGAGGAAGACCUGCAGAAACAGGAGGGAAUGUCAGAGAAGGAGAGGCAGGUGAUGAAUAAGCUGAAAGACUUGGUGGAUAAGCAGAGGGAUGAAAUCCGGGCUAAAGACCAUGAGCUGACACAAAAAAACGAGGAUGUUGAGGCACUCCAGAUGCAGCAACAUCGGUUAAUAAGAAUCAACCAGGACCUUCGUCACAGGAUAGGAGUGAUGGAGGCUCAGGGAAAGGCACUGAUCCAGCAGAGGGCUGAGCUGGAAGCUGCAGCCCAGGCACGGCAGCAGGAGCUUGGGGCUCUGCAGCUGGAGGUCGCGAGGCUGAGAAAGGAGCUCCGAGGGUGGGAACUGGAGAGAGAGGUCACUGGUAUAGAAGAAACCUCUCUUACCAGAUCUGGGAUGUCACCACCUACAUCACCACAGAUGACGUCUUCGGCAUCUAACUCCGAACCAAAUUCAGUGUGGGUGGAGUGUGGAGGGGAACCUGGCUUCCUGGCAAACUACUUUAAGAGUCCUUCCCUUCUCCCAGGGUCAUCAAAGAGAGAAAAUAAUGAGGAAGAGGGUGACGAAGACGAGGACACAACAACAUUUUUACUGAAGGUGUCAGCUGAGACGGAGACAGAGGAGGAGACAGACAGCCUGGAGCAGGAAUCAGACAAACCUUGCUUCACCCUGCAGGAGCUGCGGGACGUCCUGCAGGAGAAGAAUGAACUCAAGGCCCAAGUGUUCGUGCUAAAUGAAGAGCUGGCAUAUUACAAAAGUGAGGAGUUUGGGGAUGACAUCAGCUCCAUUGUUUGUCCUCCGUCUCCUCCACCAUGCUCCAGUUCCACUGAUCUGGCUGAAUCAGGAAUUAGACGCUUGAUCUUCACUGCUAUAAUGCCGAUGGUGGCAGCCGGAUUGAUUUCAGACGACCCCACAUUGAUGCCAAUCAGAAGACUUUUCUUUGUAUGACCUUGAGUUUUAAUUGUAUUAUUGCUCUUAUUUUUCACCACAAUCCUCUAUGACAGUAAACUGAAUAUCUU
Perca flavescens (yellow perch) is the source of this 1634-nucleotide messenger RNA. RefSeq names its product RILP-like protein 1. Gene Ontology annotation, molecular function: dynein light intermediate chain binding; small GTPase binding; protein dimerization activity. Bases 205 to 1563 code for a protein of 452 amino acids. The transcript has 8 exons. The record is from RefSeq and is a predicted model, not a curated record. Gene Ontology annotation, biological process: cilium assembly. Lineage: Eukaryota; Metazoa; Chordata; Actinopteri; Perciformes; Percidae. Gene Ontology annotation, cellular component: ciliary basal body; cytoplasm.